Messenger RNA from Manihot esculenta (cassava), 1637 nucleotides. RefSeq lists its product as uncharacterized. The record is from RefSeq and is a predicted model, not a curated record. The coding region runs from base 240 to 1382 and encodes 380 amino acids. NCBI's taxonomy places the organism in Eukaryota, Viridiplantae, Streptophyta, Magnoliopsida, Malpighiales, Euphorbiaceae. The transcript is spliced from 12 exons.
ACUGCCCAUUGCUUGUGUUUUGGCGUGUUCUCUUAUCUAUGGCUGCGUCAGGGACCCGAAGCAAAGAAUCAGAUCAACAGAAUGCUGGCGCCAGUUUUUCCUUCGAAACGUUUUUUAUAUUUAUAUUGAAAAACUUGAUUUCCUUGUUUUCUUUGUCGUCACAGUAACCGGCGAACUGAUAUUAGAUUAUCAGAAGCUUUGGUCGAGUGUUUUCUCCGUUCAAAUUUGACAAACCGAAAAUGCUAGGAGGUGGAGAAGAGGCCCCUUCCAGGCAUAAGUUGUUGAGUAUGGUGAAGAAGCACUCCACCUUGCUGGGGAAAGGUUCCGCUUCAGAUGUUGAAAUGGAUGGCCCAUUUUGGUAUGAUAUGUUGGAUUUGUACUUUGUUCGUGGUAAGGAGUCAAGAGGACGGCAGGAUGAUGAUCUCGUAUUUUUCAUCAGAAAAAAGGGCACAGAAGGAUAUGGUUUCAAUGAUAAUGUCCAGGGGAUCCCUCCUUACUUUGUACGCAGGUGGGCACCUAAGUUGGAUAAUUUGGUCAGUGAAAAUUCAAAGGAGGUAGAUUGGAGGCGUUCAUUUUACUUGAAUCUAAUUGCACACACUUCAUUCACAGUAACAGUAGCAAUUUGCAGUAAUCACAUCCUUUGCAAUCAUCAAGCUGGGCGAGAUACACCAUUAUCUCCCAUAUACAAGGUUGUAAAGACUGUUUAUGCAUCGCCAAGUCGUGUAGAUUUUCAUUUGGACUCAAAAAAGGAAGUAGAGACAACUCCAGCCUAUCCAGACAUCUGUUUUGCAGUUGAUGAUUUUGACUCUACUUUUGAUGCAGUGGUCUUGACAGAAACAGAUCAUUGCUACUGUGUACUUCUCAAUGCACAUGAUGGUGCAGCAUUUCCUAGUGAAAAAGAGUCGCGUGAUAAAACUUCCAGUACUAAUUCUGGGAAGACAAAGAAUUCUAAGCUUACUCUUUUCUCUGGGUUUGUAAGCUACCAGAUGGUUCGAGAAGCAUAUGAUGCUGGAAAGUCCCGGUUUGGAAGUUUCCUUUCACGCGGUCAUUCCCCUGGAAAAACAGAUAAACUGUACAUGAAGGGUCCAGGUGGACGAGGGGAGGUUGAAGUUGCUGUUUGUGUUUGCGAUCAGAGCCAGCAGGAUUUUGGUCCUUUUUCACCAGUUACAUCAAAGAAAGGAUUUGGAAUUGGCUCAAUUGUUCGAAAAGCUGCUUCUGUUGCAUCUGUGGCGGCAAAGCAUGCGUAUGCAGCUGCUGCUGCCUCCACAAGUUCUGAUGAGGAGGUGUUACCCCUUAAAUGCUGCUUGAUGUCUGUAUCCUUGCCCUGGGAACAUAUUGCUCAUGAUCUUUUGUUUAAGGGAAGUCCUCCAGUGAACUUGUAAACAUCUUGUUAUAUCUAUCAUCUAAAUAUUCAAAACUGACGGGCUUGCCCGCAAGCGCAAAGCGGGGAAGGAAACAAUCAGUGAAAGUGAUAAAAGUUGCCAGCCUAAUAGAAUUCUACCUGUAAACAAAGGUGUACAUUAAAGUUCUUCUUUCUCUCUGCAUUUGUUGGUCUCGCUUUGUCUUACUGGGCUCUGUCAGAAAUAUUGUAUGUGAUGGAUAACAAAGCAAGUAAAUGUUAGUGUUAGUUCAUUGGU